AUGUCUGGCUCAAUCUCACCACUCCGCAGCAUUCUCAUCCUACUACAACCAUUAGUGUCUGGAGCACUCCUAGCCGCAACACAUUGGUAUCCAGAAGAAGUGAAGACGUUUCUCUCGAGCACCAUCAUCAAGGACACAGUCGGACUCAGCACCAUCAAAGCAGGACUGUUACCGAUCGUCCUGUUCCUAGUCUACCACGCCAACAAGCACCUCGAUCGCCUGGCCCUCAACAAUUUCACGUCAGACACGACGUGGGACUGGAAGCGUGAAGUCGUGCUUGUAACGGGCGGCAGCAGCGGGAUUGGAGCGGCGAUUGUACGAGACUUCUCAAGACGGGGCAUCACGGUUGUGAAUGUCGACAUCUCACCGCCUCCGCCCUCGAAAGGAUCAACCCCGUUAUCAAAAGUCCACUUCUACAAGCUCGACGUGCGCUCCAGCGCCGCCCUCAGCGCAGUAGCAGAGAAGAUCCGCGGCGAAGUCGGCGCACCGACCGUGGUGAUCAACAACGCCGGGCUCGGCGGCGGACAACUGGUGCUCGACGAGAGCGACGAGACGCUCGAACGCACCGUGGCUGUCAACCUGGUCGCGCACUUCAAGAUAGCCAAGGAGUUCGCGCCGGACAUGAUCGCCAAGAACCACGGGCACGUCGUCACGGUCGCGAGCAUGGCGAGCUUUGUCGCCGUGACUUCGAGCGCGAGCUACGCCGCCACGAAAGCCGGUGUUCUCGCUUUUCAUGAGGCGUUUGCCGGGGAGUUGAGGUGGCGCCAUCGUGCGUCGAGAGUGCGUAUGACAUCCGUCCAUCCGAUGUACGUGCGUACGGCGCUCACGGAAGCACUGGUGACAAGUGCGCAAUGGAAGAAAACCCCGCAAGUCCUGCUCGAGGCCGAGGACGUCGCAGCGGCGGUCGUGGCACAGGUGCUCAAGGGUGAAAGUGCACAAUUGAUCCUCCCGCCGCGAAUGGGCUUCGUCACCACCCUGCGCGGCUGGCCCCAUUGGAUGCAGAUCUAUGCGCGGGGACUUUCGAGGGACUUGAUUUUUAAUCCGAAAUAG
Messenger RNA from Exophiala bonariae, 1050 nucleotides. RefSeq lists its product as uncharacterized. The record is from RefSeq and is a predicted model, not a curated record. The transcript has 2 exons. The coding region runs from base 1 to 1050 and encodes 349 amino acids. Lineage: Eukaryota; Fungi; Ascomycota; Eurotiomycetes; Chaetothyriales; Herpotrichiellaceae. Gene Ontology annotation, molecular function: oxidoreductase activity, acting on the CH-OH group of donors, NAD or NADP as acceptor.